AGCAAUAAUAAACAACAUGGCUACCCUGUGACCCUACAAUAAAAUAAGAUAUUCAUUGUUCAUUCUAUUCAAUUUUAAAGUGACUACAUUUGUUUUCUAAUUAAAGAACAGAAAAAUGGCUUUAUCUAGUAGUUAUUCAAGUGAUGACAACUUUUCAAUAUCUGCAGAAAAAUACCUAGCCAAGUAUGAUGUUCUGGUGUACUUAGAGGACAGUAUGGCCCAACUGUUGGAACACAGAGAAGAAAAUCCUAAAGUUGUUGCUUCUAAAUUUCUUUGUGAAUACUUCUGCAGCCUGCGAGAUGGCAAUCACACCAUGUUCAGAGAAUUUAACUUUAUAAGGAAGACGGCACACAACAGAGCAUCUUUUGUUCAUCUAUUCUGGAAAUGUUUCAGACACAUUGGGAAAAAAGGAGAUCUGCUGAGUAUCCAGGAAUAUCAUUCCCUGCUUGGUUUACUCUGUCCAGAUUUCCCCUUUCAGCUGGUGCAGAAAACUGCCAGAAUUGUUUUAAUUGAUGAUGCACUAGACUGCUUGAUCUCUUUCUCUGAUUUUAUUUUUGCCUUUCAAGUUCAAUUUUACUAUGAGGAGUUCCUGGAGAAGACGUUUGAGCUGUACCAAGCCCAGCUGCAGGCCAUGCACAGUCCCAGGGACCCAGUCAUUGUCCCAACCUCAGGGGAGAGUGAGGUCAGAGUUCACCAGAACCAACACCUGCCCUCAGAUGGAGUGGACGCUGCCCACUUCUUUAGGGCCAUUUCCCCUUUUUUAGGGAACACUGUGGAUUUUAGUACACCUUCAGCCAGCAGUUUAAAAGAAAUUCUCUUCAGUGUUUCAAGGAUCUCCUUUUAUGGUUUUCUCAUGGCAGUGGCUAAAUCUGACGCCAUCAAUGCACAAAUAGGACGUCUACCAGACAAGGCUCAGCUGCUGGAGGGAGCAGAUCUGGAACUAGCGUCUCGGUUGGAUGCGUAUGACCUUCAUGCUCGCUAUAGGUGUGCUAAACAACUGAUAAACAAACAAAGAAGUGAAAAAGUUCAAGAAAACAUAUCUAGGCCAACCAAAACCCAGGCCAGUGCUGAUCCUGCUGUCAAGUACACAGAAACUCUACCCACAAGACCAGAGACAAACCUCACCAAGCCAGGCGCGCAGGCUUUACCCACAAGACCAGAGACAAACCUCACCAAACCAGGCACGCAGGCUUUACCCACUAGACCAGAGACAAACAUUAAACCAGCAGCCAUGCUCAAGAAACCUACCAACCCAUAUAAGAAAAAUCUACCACCAGUGGUGCUGCUGUCUGACACAGAUUCUGGAACUUCCACUGACUCAUCAGAUACAAAUUAGCCACAAACUCAUCAGAUACAAAUUAGCCACAAACUCAUCAGAUACAAAUUAGCUUCCUAACUGCAUGGUUUGCAAUACUAGUCUAUAAUAUAGGCAAGAGAAUACUUCCUUAAUUAAGCAUGUAGAUGGAAACUACAAGAAGACAUGACUGGCUGAAUUCAAGGUGAACCUGCACAUUACUGAACUCAUAUCUGAAAGGCAAAGAAGAAGUCACACUAAUUUGCACGAAAUAUUUGUUUUUGUGAGAAAAUCAAAUUUUAAUGUUGAUACAGUUGAUUUUGUACAUUAGUAAUAUAUAUGCCUAAGUUUUGAAUUUGAAAAAAAAAUCAUAUAUUGUUGUUCCUAUUAUUAAUGAUUGGGUGAAUGCGCAUAUGAAACUGGUGGGGUUCAGUACUUCCAAAAAGGUUAAGAAUCUCUGUUGGCCCAAUUUCAUUUUUAAAAAACAUUUCAAAUAGUACAUAAUCAGUUUUGACAGCAGUAGGAAUUUUUUUACUUGUCCUAAAUUGUUAAAUGUUUUGUUAAACGUUUGGUUAGCAUGUUUAUCCAGUUGGCGUAGGUGAGCUAUAAUUUGUCGUCUUUGUCCAGUUGUGUGAUGGGUCAGCCCG
Physella acuta is the source of this 1941-nucleotide messenger RNA. Its product is annotated as centriolar satellite-associated tubulin polyglutamylase complex regulator 1. The record is from RefSeq and is a predicted model, not a curated record. NCBI's taxonomy places the organism in Eukaryota, Metazoa, Mollusca, Gastropoda, Physidae.